Messenger RNA from Topomyia yanbarensis, 2201 nucleotides. RefSeq lists its product as uncharacterized. The record is from RefSeq and is a predicted model, not a curated record. Lineage: Eukaryota; Metazoa; Arthropoda; Insecta; Diptera; Culicidae. Gene Ontology annotation, molecular function: nucleic acid binding; telomerase inhibitor activity. Gene Ontology annotation, cellular component: nucleolus. Gene Ontology annotation, biological process: regulation of ribosome biogenesis. Bases 126 to 2090 code for a protein of 654 amino acids. The transcript is spliced from 3 exons.
AUGUCAACGACAAGCAUGCAAGUUUUGUUUACCUCCUUUUCGACUAUUAUUAAUGUUAAUUUGUAAAAACGUAUGCACGUUGAAAAACUAUUUUAAAUUGUAUAAGUAUAGUCGAAUUCACAUCAAUGGGGGACUAUCUCGGAUCGGUUGCUCUCCCGAGUAUGAAGCAGCGACAGAAAAAACUAUGCCAAGUAAAGUCCAAGCCACGUGCCGAACCAGUGUACAAUGACAAUACGAAUUUUGGAGUUCGAAUGCUCGCAAAGCUAGGUUGGUCCGAAGGCAAGGGGCUCGGUAAGAGGGAAGAUGGAAUGGCCGCGCCUAUUCUACCAACACUGAAACAGGAUGGCGAAGGAUUUGGAUACGCUGGUGAGAAGGACAACCACUGGACUCAACACGAUCAGGAUUUCAAUCAGCUGCUGAAAGUGUUGAAUGGCGAGGAAGCCUCGGCUGGAGAUCAGGUGGAAUUGAAAAAAAUUAAAUCGUUGGAAGAAAAAUCUAAAAAGUCUAGGGCUAGGGUACAUUAUAAGAAAUUCACUAGGGGAAAGGAUUUAAGUCGCGCCACCGAGAAAGACUUGGCUAAUAUUUUCGGCAAAAAGAGUUUAGAUGAGGUGAACUAUCAGUCAUCUGAAAUCGAAACGAAAGAAGAAAUUCAGGAAAAUAAACCGGAAUCGGAAGAAACUAAUAUAUUGGGACUAACGACUGUUACUGCUACCAUGUCGCUUCAGGAUUACUUCAAAAGUAAAAUGCGGAACAAGUUUGGUUCGAUGGGAAAUGAUCCUAAGAUCGUUGCUGGCGAAAAUCAAGAAUUACAUGACCAAUUACUUGAAGUGUCACAGGUUGAACAUAUUGACAUAAAGGAGAAAAAAUACUCUGGUGUUGAACUUUCCGACGAUGUUAGGCAAGAUGACAAUUCAGAAGAAUGUAUGAAUGAAAUCAGUAAAAAGAAAUCAAAGAAAAGUAAACGGAAACGGAAACUUGAGCAGUCGCAGGAAAGCGAGUCCAAGAAAAGUAGCAAGUUACAAUCAGAAGAGCUGACAGAUUGUAAUCUAGUAGAAAGUCGCGAUUCGGAAGAAAAAGCAAUUCUUGAAGCCUCCACCGAAGCAAUCAGAAGGUCAAUUGAACAGUUAAAGGGAAACGCAGAUAACAGUGAGGAACAAAUAGUACACGAAACAUUGAUUCAAAAACUCAAAAAGAAGAAGAAAGGUAGCAAAUUACGACCAGAAGAGCUGUCAGUUUCCAGUAUACCGAAUAUUUCUAAUCUAGUAGAAAGUCACGAUUCGAGGGAAACAGCAGUUCUUGAAGCGUCCACUGAAGCUGUCAGAGGAUCAAUUGAACAGUUAGAGGGGAGCAAAUCAAUAAAUUCAGAUAACAGUGAGGAACAAAUAGUUCAAGAAACGAUUCAAAAACUCAAAAAGAAGAAAAAAGGUAGCAAAUUGCGAUCAGAAGAGCUGUCGGAUUCCAGUAUACUGAAUAUUUCUAAUCUAGUAGGAAGUCACGAUUCAAGGGAAACAGCAGUUCUUGAAGCAUCCGCCCAAGCAGUCAGAAAAUCUAAUGAACAAUUAGUGGGACACGAAUCAAUGACGGCAGAUAACAGUGAGGAACAAAUAGUACAAGAAACAUCAAUUCAAAAACUCAAAAAGAAGAAAGGUACUAAAGUACGAUCGGACGAGUGGCAAGAUUCAAGUACAUCAAAUAUUUCAAAUCCAAUAGAAAGUCAUGAUUCUACGAAGGAAAUAUUACUUCAUGAAUUGUCUGCUAAAGCAGGCAGAAAAGAAAAGAAAAGACAGUCCAAGAUUGAAUCAGAAACAAUUUCUAACGAUUCGGAGGUAACUGCAAAGAAAGAUGAUGGCUGCGACGACGAAAUAACGUGUCUUGUGAAGGCUGCUGUCUUGAAACAGUUGAACGAACAUGGCUUUCCUGGAUCAAAUUUUGCCGAUAUUGUAGGAUAUGGUCUCACUCAUGAUGUAAAAUUGAUUAAUCGCAUUGGCAACCGGACACAAUCAUUAGAAAAACAUCAGUUUAUUCGACAAAAACUAACCUCCUUGCAGCGAAAGCGACAGAUGCUGAAAAAGCCAACCGAGAUUUGGUGAGGGUGAUAAUUUCCCGAAAUUUGUCCCGUUGAGAACUUUUGAUGGCUGUAUUACAACGAGGACAUUUGUCUACAUCUUCAUCGCCCAUGUUCGCUAUUGGUUCAUCACAAU